Messenger RNA from Penicillium angulare, 2415 nucleotides. RefSeq names its product anaphase promoting complex subunit bimA. The coding region runs from base 1 to 2415 and encodes 804 amino acids. Lineage: Eukaryota; Fungi; Ascomycota; Eurotiomycetes; Eurotiales; Aspergillaceae. The record is from RefSeq and is a predicted model, not a curated record. Gene Ontology annotation, molecular function: protein binding. Gene Ontology annotation, biological process: cell division. The transcript is spliced from 4 exons.
AUGUCGUUGUCAACAGGCCAUGUCGCUGGCCAACUACGCCAUUUGAUUUACUACCACCUCGAUAACAAUCUUGUUCAAAAUGCGCUCUUCCUUUCCGCCCGAUUACACGCCUAUGAACCACGAUCUUUCGAAGCGCAAUAUCUUCUGGCUCUCUGCCACCUGCAUAAUGGAGAGGUCAAGACAGCUUAUGAAUGUAGCCAGUCUACGGGCUCUAAAGGCCUACAUGCCGGUUGUGCUUACGUAUACGCGCAAGCAUGUCUGGAUCUCGGGAAAUAUCUGGAUGGCGUAACAGCGUUGGAGCGCAGCAAGAGUCUUUGGGCAUCAAAGAACCACUGGAAUAAACACAGUGAAACACAAAGGCAGCACUUGCCCGAUGCGGCUGCGGUAUACUGUCUGCAGGGAAAGUUGUUCCAUGCUCACAAAGACCUGAACAAAGCGGUAGACUGCUACGUGGACUCGCUCAAACUUAAUCCGUUCAUGUGGGAUGCGUUCCUAGGUCUGUGUGCAACUGGUGUUAAUAUCCGAGUCCCUAAUAUAUUCCAACUCAGCCCCGAAUUACUCGCAAUCAUCUCAUCUUCUCCCGAGGACUUGGACACAACAUCAGACCGAAUAACUCCAACGGAAGGCAUUUUCCCUGCACAAACUACUACCAAUUCUGGACCCGACCCAUUUAUGGUUCCCACCUCACGCGCGGAUCACGAUGCUACUUACGGUAGUUCUGCUCUCUGGGAGAAGCUGAAUGGAAGCUCAGUUGGUGUCGCAUCAGUUCCGCCUCCGGUAAUUCAUGAAGGCAUGGAAACGCCUCAAAGCAGCGGGUCAGAAGAGUUUCGAAUCGCAAAUGGAGUCACCGAUCCCGAGUCCGCCUGGGAGCCACCGUUGGCCCCAGUAAGGAAAAAUCGCACGACCGUCCAGACAAUGAGUCUAGAUCACACCGGCCAGCCGCCCCCUAAAAUGCGGCCAACGGGCAUCCGUCCCCGUGCAAAGCCAAGAACAGAAACAGAAGAACCACCAUUUGCGCCCUCGGACAGAGAGCCUCCACCAGCACCGCGGAUCGGUGACCGCAAACGAACUAUCUCUGGUCAAGUUGCACACCCUCUUCCUCCACAACCCACAGAACCAGGUGCCCCUCAGCGCCGCAGUGUGCGACUCUUCAAUCAGAUCAAACCUACAACUAGCAAACUCUCCAGCAGUACAUUAAUGGGCAGAGAUGGACGCGAAGUUAAAAAGGUCAGGAGUGCGACAUCUAGAGGACGCAACGGCUCAACUUCAACUGUUGGCCGGGUUGUUAGUGGCAACCGAAAGCCGAUGGAGGCCCAUGACAAUGAUGGCAAAGAGUUUUAUCGCACGACAUCUAUACCCCCCGUUCCACCUCUCCCCAAAAACGCAGAAAAAAACAAAGAGAUUGAAGCAUUGAGUUGGUUAUUGGGGCUAUUUACGAAACUUGCUUCGGGAUACUUCUCAUUAAGUCGUUAUAAAUGCCCCGAUGCGAUUCAGCACUUUAACUCCCUCUCACAAGGACAAAGAGAAACUCCUUGGGUCCUCGCUCAGCUUGGUCGGGCUUACUUUGAGCAAGCAAUGUAUGCAGAUGCAGCCAAGUAUUUCUCUCGGGUUCAGACUUUGGCGCCAUCUCGGGUCGACGACAUGGAGAUCUAUUCUACCGUACUUUGGCACCUGAAGAGCGAUGUGGAGCUUGCUUAUUUGGCACAUCAAUUAUUAGAGGUUGAUCGACUUUCACCUCAAGCGUGGUGUGCGAUUGGCAACUCAUUUGCACAUCAAAGGGAUCAUGAUCAGGCAUUGAAGUGCUUUAAACGCGCAACGAUGCUGGAUCCUGAAUUUGCUUACGCAUUCACCCUCCAAGGACAUGAGUACGUCGCAAAUGAGGAGUAUGACAAGGCCCUGGAUGCCUAUCGUCACGGAAUCAAGGCUGAUGCUCGGCAUUACAAUGCUUGGUAUGGCCUUGGAAACGUAUACGAUAAGAUGGGCAAGCUUGACGAAGCUGAACAACAUUUCCGCAACGCUGCCAUGAUCAACCCUACCAAUGCAGUUCUGAUCUGCUGUAUUGGGCUGGUGUUGGAGAAGAGUAAUAACCCUAAGAAUGCGCUCGUACAUUACGAACGAGCUUGUUCUUUGGCGCCGCACUCGAUAUUGGCCCGAUUCCGCAAGGCUCGCGUGCUGAUGAAACUUCAAGAACACAAGUUUGCUUUAGCAGAACUUAAGAUCCUUAAGGAUAUGGCUCCUGACGAGGCGAAUGUGCACUACCUGCUGGGCAAGUUGUACAAGAUCCUCCACGACAAGGCUAACGCAAUCAAACACUUUACAACGGCGUUGAAUUUGGACCCGAAGGCUGCACAGUUUAUUAAGGACGCGAUGGAAGCAUUGGAUGAUGACGAAAUGGAGGAUGACGAUAUGGCAUAG